AUGGAUGACUUCGAUACGUCAUUGCUUCAGCAAACUCUUCCGGAAUAUUACCGGCGACUUUUUCCAUUCGAACCUCUCUGCAAAUGGUUAGCAUAUGGCGAAGAUUUGCAAGUGUCAUUUCAAAUGCGAGAGCUAGCAUUUGUUUUCGAAGAUGAUCGGCAUGCGCGAUAUCGCAGUUUUGAGGAUAGUGCGGAUUUCGAACGAGAGUUAUGCAAAGCAAACCCACAAAAGAUCGAUAUUGGUGCAGUUUACAACUAUAAACCGAAAGACCAUAAGAAAUUUGCCGAUUUUCAUCCAGUUGAACGCGAACUCAUUUUCGAUAUUGAUUUAACUGAUUAUGAUGAUAUUCGGACAUGCUGUUCAAAAGCAAAAGUAUGUAGGAAGUGCUGGAGAUGGAUAUCCAUUGCGGUUGGCAUUUUGAAUUAUCUGCUACAAAGACAUUUUGGUUUCAAACACUGCUUAUGGGUUUUCUCUGGUCGCCGGGGUAUUCAUUGCUGGGUUGCUGAUGCUGCUGCACGGAAACUUCAGAAUGCUGGUCGAAUGGCAGUUGUCGAAUAUUUAUCUCUAGUUACUGGCGGACAAAAAAUUUCAAAAGCAGCAUCAAAACGAGCGUUUGUUCAUCCUAUGAUAGAAGACGUGUACAGCUACUUGAUGCAAUGGUCACUUUCAGUUCCAGAUGUAGGUGAAUUGAUGUUAGAACAAGGUUGGAUGAGCAAUGAUGGAUUGAUGUCUUUAUUGGAUGGUUGUGUAAACGAAGAAGUUGAAAAAGAAAUCAGCGAGAUUAUAGUUGAAGUGAAAACUGUUGACUGUUUGAAGAAAAGAUGGAAUGCUUUACGAAUUAAAUUUGACAAAUAUAAACGUGCUGAACUUAAGAAAAAUGAAAUUGAAUUGUGUGAGGUAGCCAGUCCUCAAUCAUCUUUUCAUUUCCGUGGUUAUGUGCUGCAGCAUGCAUAUCCUCGUUUGGAUAUUCAUGUUUCCACAGGAAUAAAUCAUCUGCUCAAAAGUCCGUUUUGUGUACAUCCUAAAACUGGACUUAUCGCUGUUCCUAUUAAUCCGAAUCAAAUAUCUAAUAUGGAUAUCUCAAAGUUGCCUCGCAUAGACACUUUACUGCAUGAAAUUUUGAAACUGGAUCAUAAUGGUGAAACAAAAGAAGACCGGAGGAAUUUCGGUAUUAAAUUAAACAUUGUUCAUUGCGACCAUUUGUCGAGACAUUCGAAGAAUUUGUAA
Brugia pahangi is the source of this 1227-nucleotide messenger RNA. The record is from the annotation of a GenBank genome assembly. Lineage: Eukaryota; Metazoa; Nematoda; Chromadorea; Rhabditida; Onchocercidae.